Manis pentadactyla (Chinese pangolin) is the source of this 4713-nucleotide messenger RNA. RefSeq names its product shroom family member 1 (gene SHROOM1). The record is from RefSeq and is a predicted model, not a curated record. NCBI's taxonomy places the organism in Eukaryota, Metazoa, Chordata, Mammalia, Pholidota, Manidae. Gene Ontology annotation, molecular function: actin filament binding. The transcript has 7 exons. Bases 1 to 3321 code for a protein of 1106 amino acids. Gene Ontology annotation, biological process: actin filament bundle assembly; cell morphogenesis. Gene Ontology annotation, cellular component: adherens junction; cortical actin cytoskeleton; apical junction complex.
AUGGGAGUGCAAGGGUUGGAAGAGUGUUGGAAACGGAGCAGCUGGAGGGAGAGCUGGUCAAGGGGUGCAGAGGUAUCAGGAAGGUCUGUUUCCUUGGCCAGGCUUGAAAAGAAUGGGGUGGCCGUCUGGAGCCUCUCGGGGUCCGGGCCACCACCGGCGCUGGGGACUUGCGCGGCCGGCCGGCGCCGGAAGCGGGCGGGAGGGCCGAGGCCGCCGUCCUCCCCAUCCUCUCCCGCUCCCCCUGCCGGGAGCCACAGCUCUGUGCCGGCGGGGGAACCGGUGAGCGGCCAUCUCUGGGCCCCACGUGGGCAGUGCCGCCGCCCCCGUCCCCGGGGCUGGACGUGGCGCCCCCCCGCGGCGGCCGGAGGCUGGGGCCCUGAUGUCACGGCGCGGCGCCGGGCUUCCCGCCGCGCGUCCCGGCCGGGAGCGCAGGUACGCGACGAGGCGGGGCGCCUGGCAGUGCGGGCCGGGCUGCGGGGAACGGGGUGCCGCGCGGUCCCGAGGUGCUGGACGCGGCGCCGAGUCCGGGCCGCGCGAGCGGGGUCGGGGUCUGCGCUCCCAGAGGGCUCGGGGCCCCGCCGGACGGCCGGGCUGCGGGGGGCGCUCCGGAGGUCCUCCCAACGCGACCCCCGGUCGCGCCCUUCGGCCCUCCCAUCGCGCUGUCCCCUACUGUCACCUCUUUCCCCGACGGUGAACCCAGCCCGAAAGGCCGAGAAGUGCCCCGCGCAGCGGCCAUCCGCCCUCCUGGCGGCCCCAGGCCCUGCUGUCCCGCCGCCCCGCGUGCCUCUACCGCCCCCUGCGGUGGCCAGGCCGGAGCCCCUCCCCUCCCUCGGCCGCCUUGCCUCUCAGAGCUUGAAGCCCCAGGUAUGUGGUCCUCCUCACCCCGUACGUAUGCGGCCAGCAUCUCGAAUUUUCUGCGCGCGCAGCACAGAGCGAGAGCCUCUGGACACUCUUGCAUGUGGGCUGGAGCGAUGCUGCACGGGGUGCGGGACCAGCGCAACCUGGCUGUCCACGUUGGAGGAGCCAGCAGGCUGUCCUGACCCUCACCCAGAGCUCCUUAACCCUCAUGCUGUGUUCCACCAGGCCCCACGGAGCUGGCCAGCCUCAGCAUUCGCCCAUGGAGGCCCUGGGUCCUGGGGAUGUCCGCACCUCCCCAGCCUCGUCCACUCGCAGCUUGGAUCUGCGGCGGCUGUCUGCACGCGCCGACUCGGCCUACAGCUCCUUCUCCGCAGCCUCUGGUGGUCCCGAGCCACACACGCUGUCACCUGGGACCGGUGUCCUUGCUUACCUCCACUGGGAGAACGUGCGCGUGGUGUGGGGCGGCCCGGCCCCCGCCGCGCCCACCGCUGCCCUGCACACAUCCCCGCAGCCCCGGCCCGCAGCCGCGGUACGCAGUGGGCCGCGACCCCCAGAAGUCCGGAGGACCCCCGGGCCGCUCAGCCGGCAGACCACCCCGCUGCUGUACCCGCUGACCGCGGAGGCGAAGACUGCAGCGCGGGCCACCGAGCCACCCAGGCCACCGGCCUGACGGGCCGCCUACCGCCAGCGGCUGCAGGGAGCGCAGCGGCGAGUGCUCCGGGAGACGUCCUUCCAGCGCAAGGAGCUCCGCAUGAGCCCGCCAGCCCGCCGGCGGCCCUCCGCACCCGCACGGCCCCCGGCGGCGCACCCGCGCUCCGCAUCGCUCAGCCACCCGGGCGGGGAAGUGGAAUCGGCGUGCUCUGGGGCUUCCGCGCCACAAACUGCACCAAGAGCUUCCUUCCUGGUCACUGUGGUCAGUAUGGGGUCCCUGCUUCCAGAGUCCUAAAUCAGAAGGAAGCUGCAGUGGCAUGUCCUGCAGAGGGCCUCCAGAGCAGUCCUGCGCGUGUGCGGAGGGUCUCAGAGAGCUGUAUGGUGUCUGCCCGGCCCCCAUCCCUUCCUGAUAAUGAAGUUUUCCUGGAAGAAGCCCCGCUGGUCAGGAUGAGGUCACUUCCAGACUCUCAUGUGCCCCCAGAGCUCCCAACCAAUGUACAUGCCUCUGACCAGCAGUAUGGAGCUGGCUUGGGCCAACGAGCUGACCAUGCUGCAGUCCCCCAAGAGUGCUCCCUCAACGAACACCCAGAGAUUGCAGUGAUAGAUGACUGCUGGCAGGGGAUAGAUGGUUCUGUGGGUGUCUCCAGGUUCUGGUAUAGCCCCCCAGGAACUGCAAAUGGUGACAUCCCAACCUUUGACCCCACUGGACUGCUAACUACUGACCCCCACACAGCUGCAGAGAAUGAGCCUUUCAAAUCUUUCCCAGUUGAUACCCUGGGACCUCCAGGCAAUGAUUCCCCAGAGACUCCCUCCCACAUUGCUCUAGCUUGGGGCACUGGCCAGCCUGGUUCCAGGUCAACAUGGUCCAGUCCGCGCCUCAAGGAACUGGUUCAGGAGCUGGCCGGACUGGAUCCCUCUCUGAGUGACACUAUUAACUCCUAUCCCAGCCCAGAGCCACCUGUGGGGCUUCUGGAUGGGCUGAUUCCUUUAACUGAGGUCAGGGCUGCAAUGAAGCCAGAUUGUGGGGAGAUUGGAGAGGAGGCUGCUGGUCCUUCCGAGGCAGGCUAUCUCUUUUGCUCCACCCAGCUCCUGCCAACCUCUCAGGAGGAGACAAGGCCUGAAAACCUUAGUACCCACCCUGUGCCUGACCAGCCAUGUGGCCAGGGUCUCCCUGAGCCAAGUAACAGCAUCCAAGUCAAGAAAGUGGAGCUAGCUCACCUCCUCCAAAAGAUGCUGCAGGUCCUUCAGGCUGAGCAGGAACAGCUGCAGGGGGCGGCCCAGGAGUGGGCCAGGCGUGGGGCUGCUCUGGAGGCUGCAGUGGGCCAGGCCUGUGCACCCCAUGAGCUAGAGCAGUUCAGCGAGUUCAUGGCUGACCUAGAGCGGGUGCUUGGCCUCCUUCUGCUGCUUGGCAGUCGCCUGGACCGCGUGCGCAGUGCCCUGGCUCGGGCUGUUGCAGACUGUGACCCUGAUGAACAGGCCUCUCUCCUGCAGCGACUGGGGCUCCUGGAGCAGCAGCAGGAAGAUGCCAAGGAGCUGAAGAGGCAUGUGGCACAGCGUGAGCGGGCCCUGCGGGAGGUGCUGGUGCAGGCCCUCUCAGCUGCAGAGCUGCACGCCUACAGUGCCCUGCUGGCGGGCAAGGCCGCGGUCCUGGCCCAGCAGCGCAGCCUGGACGAGCGGGUCCGACUCCUUCAGGAUCAACUGGACACCGUCAGGAGCAACCUUAGCCAUCCUCCCCCACCCCACAGGCCCACCUGGCCCCCAGGAACCCGCCCUUCCAAUAAACCUCCCUCCUCCCCAGCUCCCCUCACCUAGUUACAGGCCAUGGAGGUGGGGAGCAUGGCGCCUGCCUCUUACCAACAUGACUGGGACAGACGCUGGUUUCCUGGCUCUUUUCCCUCAGGGAAGGGGAAGACCCAGGCUUGGCCUUCCCAGAAUGCUUCUUCCAGGUGUUCUCCUGUGGCUCCACCUAGGUCUUACGGAUUAUUUGGUAAUUAAUUUAUGGAUUUAAAAACUAGUAUUUCCCCUUUUUGUGAUGAGAGGCCUGGUCAGGGUUGGUUGGAGGGAAUGAAGUCAGAGUUGUAUUUCAAUUUAAGUUGCAAAAUGACCUUUUCUUCUCUCUCAGUAAUGUGAAAAGAUCUGAAGCUAUCUUGUUUACAAACUAUAGAUCCAAACUGUGCCUGACUAGAGCAGAAGAGGGAUGGCAGUUGCUAGGAAGACUGGAGAGAAUAGGCCUGAAGACAGGAGGAAUCGGGGGGAUGCUGGGCCCUCAACGCUACUGCCCCCAUGCCCCAAUUCCUAACUGUUUCAGUGACUGUCACACAACAGAAGCCUAGGCCUGGUUGGCUGAGUCCAGUUCUCCUUUGCUGUUCUUACCCAAGCCCACAGCCCCACAGUGGAAGUAGGGUACUGCUUCCCUUCAAGACUCCAGGGAUAGAGAAUUUCCCCAAAUGGAAAACAGGUUCAGUUACUUUGCUGCCUAAUAACCCUGACAAAUGUCCAGUACACUUGGAUUUUCCAGUACAUUCUUUCCAAGACCCAGAAAGAACUUUCUUCCUCUUUCAAUUAUGUUAUGAAAACCGAGUUUAUCCAACUCUCCUUUGGAAACCCCACUGGGUCCCCCAGGCUUGAGGAGGCAGUUGGGGCUGGGAGCUGAAGCUCAGGCUUAGGGGACUUGGAGGCCUACCAUGCAGGGGAUGAGAACCUGGAGAGGCAGCUCCACUUGUGUGCUAGAGAUGCUGAUCUGGGGACGGGCUAGGGUUGGGAGUCAGGAAUUAGGGACUGGAGUGGUAUGAACAUAAGACUCAUACUCCCCUUUAUUUGUGCAUCAGCCCUGUGUACACAGAAUCAAUGUUAAGUUCUCAAAUAUGCAUGUGAAAAUCUGCUUUAGUAUUUGUAGCUGCAAGUCUAGGGACAAGAACGUUGUUCAUGCAAAUGUUCAGUGUAUUUUUGGAAGUCGGUCACAUUAAAAGGCAUGUGUAUGUGUAUUUAAAGCCAACUGACCCCAAAAUGAGAAAUCUCUUGCUUCUGGGUUUGUUUUCUGAAAUGUAUUGUCAGUAAAUGCAACUAGUUGGGAAUUUUAAAUGGUCGUAUUCAUACCAAAAGCAUUAGUUCUAACAGUCGGACUAUUGAGCACAGAACAAUGCUCACAUUGUUCCUUUUUAUGGAAAACAUAUGGGGCUCCUGCUGAGGCAGUUGCAGGUUCUA